UUCUAUACUAUUCACUCUCUCUAUUUCAUCAUCAUGAAGAAUCUGAAAGUAAAGAUGUUUAUGUUUGUGAUGAGUGUGGUGUUGCAGGUUGCUUAUGGACAACACCAUAUCAGAUGCCUUCCAAAACAGAGGGAAGCACUCCUUCAAUUCAAGGCUGCCAUUGUUGAUCACAACGGCAUGCUCUCCUCUUGGACCACUCCCGACUGUUGCCAAUGGGAGGGGAUUCGCUGCACCAACCUCACCGCUCAUAUUAUAAGCCUCCACCUUUCUGGACAGUAUAAUGAAUAUUUUUCUCUUGGCGGUUAUUAUGCAGGCUCUUGGCGUUACAUCAGCGGAGAGAUCCACAAGUCGUUAAUGGAGUUACGACACUUACAGUAUUUGAACCUCAGUUUCAAUUAUUUUCGAGACACUAAUAUUCCAGAGUUUCUUGGCUCUCUUACCAACUUGAGAUAUCUUGAUCUCUCUUCAUGUCAUUUUAGCGGACAAAUUCCAACUCAGAUAAGUUCUCUUUCUCAUUUGAAAUAUUUGAAUCUUGCUGAUAAUAAUUAUCUGAAUGGUUCAAUACCUCGUGAACUUGGAAAUCUCUAUCGGUUGGAGUAUCUUGAUCUAAGCUACAAUUCUUUUGAGGGAAGUGUGCCAUCUCAGAUCGGAAAUCACUCUCGGCUGCGGUAUCUUGAUCUCAGCUACAAUUCUUUUGAAGGAUACAUUCCUUUCCAACUAGGAAACCUUUCAAAUUUGAAUAAACUCUAUCUUGGAGGAUAUGAUAGUGCUCUCAAAAUUGUCAGUAGUGAUCAAUGGUUAUCUAAUCUUAAUUCUUUAACCCAUCUUUCCUUCAUUUCCAUAUCUAAUUUUAACAGUUCUCCUAGCUGCCUUCGAACCAUUGCCAAGCUACCAAAACUAAGAGAACUGAGUUUAAUUGAAUGUGGACUUUCCGAUCAUUUCCUCCUUUCAUUCAACCCUUCGAACUUCAAUUUUUCUACUUCUCUAUCUGUCCUUGAUCUUUCUAGUAACUCCUUCACACAACCGAUGAUAUUCCCGUGGCUGUCAAACACCACUUCCAACCUUGUUGAGCUUGACCUUAGUUGGAACCUCUUGAAGGGUUUGACAUCAAAUCAUUUUGGCUUGGCCAUGAAUUCGCUUGAGCACCUUUACCUGUCUGGAAAUGUGUUCAAGGGUGAAGAUUUGAAAUCAUUCAUGAAUAUAUGCACCCUACGUUCAUUAUACAUGUCUCGAAACAAUAUGACCGAAGACCUUUCGUCAAUUCUUUAUAAUUUCUCCAGUGCUUGUGUUAGAUACUCACUACAAGAGUUGAGUUUGACACACAACCAAAUCAGAGGCUCCCUACCUGACCUUUCAGCAUUUUCAAAUUUAAAAAAGUUGGAUCUUUUUGACAAUCAAUUGAGUGGGAAGAUAUCUGAAGGCACUAGAUUGCCAUCUCAUUUGGAGCAGUUGUCAAUUGGAUCUAACUCUUUAGAAGGUGGUGUUCCAAAAUCAUUUGGGAGCUCAUGUACUUUGAAGUUAUUGGAUUUGUCUGAUAAUAAGUUGAGUGAAGAUCUAACAGUGAUAUUUAAUCAUUUGUCUGGAUGUUCUAGAUACUCACUACAAGAGUUGAGUUUGAGAAACAAUCAAAUCAAAGGCACCGUAUCCGACCUUUCAGUGUUCUCAUCUUUAAAGAUAUUGGAUCUUUCUGACAAUCAAUUGAGUGGGAAGAUACCUGAAGGCACUAGGUUGCCAUCUCAUUUGGAGCAGUUGUCAGUUAGCUUUAACUCUUUAGAAGGUGGUGUUCCAAAAUCAUUUGGAAGCAUAUGUACAUUGGAGUUAUUGGAUUUAACUUUGAACAAGUUGAGUGAAGAUCUAACCGUGAUAUUUAAUCAUUUGUCUGGAUGUUCUAGAUACUCAUUGCAACAUUUAGAUCUGAGUAUGAAUCAAAUUAGUGGUACUUUGCCUAGCAACCUCGCCACAAUGUUCCCAUCAUUAAAAGCAUUGUUCCUUCAUAUUAACAAGCUAAAUGGGACAAUUUCUGAAGAUCUUCGAUUUCCAGCAGAACUUGAGGUAUUAUACUUGACGUCAAACUCUUUGAAAGGUGUGUUAACUGACUCUCAUUUUUAUAAUAUGACAAAGUUAAGGAUAUUGACGUUGUCAGAUAACUCAUUGACGUUAGAAGUUAGUCAAAAUUGGGCUUCAACUUUUCAAUUAAAUACUAUAGAAUUGAGGUCUUGCAAGCUUGGUCCAUUGUUUCCCAAAUGGCUAGAGAAACAAAACGAGUUUCAAUACCUUGACAUUUCAAACAGUGGAAUAUCAGGUACCGUUCCAAAAUGGUUUUGGACCAAAUUUGGAUUGUCAAAUCAGAUGAGUAUUAAUAUUUCAUGCAAUAAUUUACAAGGUACGAUUCCAAAUUUGCCAAUAGAGAAUUAUUAUCAUUCUCUUAGUCUUGCAUCAAAUGAAUUUGAAGGUCAUGUUCCACCAUUUUUACGAGGCUCAAUAUUUCUUGAUCUAUCAAACAAUAAAUUCACAAAUUCUUUUUCAUUUUUGUGCUCAAGUGGUGUAGCUGAAAAUUUAUACCAAUUAGACCUUUCAAAUAAUAAGUUUUCUGGACAAAUUCCAGACUGUUGGACCCAUUUUAAGUCAUUGGUUUACUUAAAUAUGAGUCAGAACAAGUUUUCAGGAGAGAUUCCUUCUUCAAUGGGAUCACUCCUUGAACUUCAAGUUUUGUUAUUGAGAAGCAAUAAUUUAACAGGUAAAAUCCCUUCCGUCUUGAAGAAUUGCACACAGUUGGUGAUGGUAGACAUAGCAGAAAAUAGAUUAUCAGGAUCUAUCCCAAAUUGGAUCGGGAACGAAUUAUCGCAGUUGCAAUUUUUAAGCUUAAGAAGCAACUAUUUCCGUGGGAGUUUACCGUUACAAAUUUGUUAUCUAAAACGCAUUCAACUCUUAGAUCUCUCGCAAAACAAUCUAUCUGGAGAAAUUCCUACAUGCAUAAAAAACUUUUCCUCAAUGGCUCAAAUGACUUCUUUGAGAGAUUAUGAAAGUCAUUAUUAUUUGGUCAACACUAGUUUUAGCUCAGGUGACUAUUCAUAUGAUUUGAAUGCAAUCUUGAUGUGGAAAGGUUCAGAACAAAUGUUCACAGACAUGGGAUUAUCACUUUUAAAAAGCAUUGAUCUCUCCAGCAAUCAAUUAUCAGGAGAAAUUCCAAAAGAAAUAGAGGGUUUAUUUGGAUUGGUGUCAUUGAAUUUAUCAAAAAACCAAUUGACAGGAAAAAUUCCUUCAAACGUUGGAAAGUUAACAUCACUUGAAUUUCUUGAUUUGUCACAAAACCAACUUGUUGGUUCUAUUCCUUCAAGUCUUGCUCAAAUUGAUCGACUCACUCUGUUAGAUUUGUCACAUAAUUAUUUAUCUGGAAAAAUUCCAAUUGGCACACAAUUACAGAGUUUCGAUGCAUCAAAAUAUGAAGAUAAUACCGAUCUUUGUGGACUACCAUUAGAGAAAUUGUGUAUUGAUGGAGAACCAAGACAACAACCAAUUGUUAAAUUUCAAGAGGAUGGGGUUUUCAAUCAUGAAUAUUAUAUAAGUAUGACAAUUGGUUUUGCUAUAAGCUUUUGGGGAGUGUUUGGCUCAAUCUUAAUAGUACAUUCUUGGCGUCAUGCAUAUUUCAAGUUCUUAAAUAAUUUAGGAGACACUCUUUAUGUCAUGACAACAGUGAAAGUUUUCAGAAUCUGCUACAAAACAUAGCUGCAGAGGAAAUCUGGAUUAUAGGAGUGUAAGUGAAAAAAUGGAAUUGUUGUUGAAGAUUAGAAUGAUUGUGAGGGUAUCAUGCUCAAAGGACAUAAAGAAAACAGAGGAAAGAGGUACUCUGGAGAUCGAUAACUGAGGAAGAUUUCUAAACAUUUAUUUUCUUUAAAUGUUUCUUUCUUCUCAAUUUUUAUUUUGUAAUGGUUGUUCAGGAAGCCUAUUGUGAUUGUGAUCUUUUUUUUUCUAAAUACUUUGUUUAUAUCUUAAGCCUUUCCUGUGAAGUUACUAUCAUACAAUAAUUUGAUGAAUCUUCAAAACGUUAGAAAUGACAUAAUUAUUUUGAGUCAUGUUCUUUGAUUAUGGAAAACUAAUA
Molecule: messenger RNA, 4099 nt
Organism: Vigna angularis (adzuki bean)
Lineage: Eukaryota; Viridiplantae; Streptophyta; Magnoliopsida; Fabales; Fabaceae
Product: receptor-like protein EIX2
Exons: 2
Coding region: 34-3726 (1230 amino acids)
Molecular function (GO): protein binding
Source: RefSeq, a predicted model, not a curated record